ACUGAGCGUACGCCCUCUAUACAUGCUAGAACGUUACCAUGUUUUCUUCUGCAAGGAGGAAGGAGGAUCAUGUUUCAUCAAUCCGACACCGCAAGUUACGGGAUAAUAGCUUUGACGAAAAUGAUAUAAAAGAUCAGAAAGUAGCUAAAUCCCUAAAGAGUGCUGCCAUUAACCAAAAUACCGAGUUAGAGUCUGGUACUUACUGGUUAACCCGCAUUGUGUUCCUACGUUUCCAGGCCUUUAUUUACUUUGUUGCAUAUCUGGUUGCACUACAUCAAAACAAGGAACUCAUCGGCACUAAGGGCCUGUUGCCGGCGAAUCUGUACAUGAAACGGCUCAGUGACCAUGUGAAUGGCAACUUAUGGGAUGGCCUGAACUUCGGCCCAACCUUACUUUGGUUUACUGAAUGGAAGAAUGUUGACUAUUGGUUGGAUAGCAUUGCAUACGCCGGGUUGAUGUUGUCUGGGUUCAUCAUCCUCACAGGAUGCGCCAACAUGAUCAUGAUGGCUGGGUUGUGGAUUCUUUACCACUCGCUGGUGAAUGUUGGACAGCGAUGGUAUGGUUUUGGAUGGGAGUCUCAACUAUUAGAGUGUGGAUUUCUAGCAAUAUUUAUGUGCCCUUUAUUCUCGCUGCGUGAGAUCCCAAGACGGACACCCACGCCCUUGGUUACAUUGCUAGGAUUUCGUUGGCUUAUUUUUAGGAUCAUGAUUGGUGCGGGGUUGAUCAAGAUACGCGGUGAUCAGUGCUGGAGAGAUCUUACCUGUAUGAACUACCACUACGAAACGCAGCCAGUGCCUAAUCCUGUUAGCUACUACUUGCAUCAGUCUCCCGACUGGAUGCAUCAAUUCGAGACCGCUUCAAACCAUUUCAUUGAGCUGGGUGCUCCUUGGUUACUGAUCAUCCCGUGGAGACCAACAUUGAUGAUUGGGGGUACUAUUCAGGUGCUUUUCCAGGUCGUAUUGAUUCUAAGCGGCAACUUAAGCUUCUUAAAUUGGUUGACUAUACUACCAAGCAUCUGUUGCUUCGACGAUAAGUUCUUUGCUAAGUUUUUUUCAAAAGGUGUUAUAGCACAAGUAAAAGAGAUACAGGAAGAAAGCAGAUCAAAUAUACAGCAGCUUCAUCAAGGUCAAUACAUACGCAGUGUGAUGCACAUUGCCCUUGCUGCCUUAAUCACGUACCUUAGUAUACCAGUUGUUAAGAACCUCCUAUCACAACGCCAAGCAAUGAAUACAUCUUUUGACCCUCUGCGUAUCGUCAACACCUAUGGAGCAUUUGGGAGUGUAACCAAGGAAAGGACAGAGGUAAUAUUCCAAGGUACAUCUAGCACGAAUCCUACAGACCCCAAUGCGGAAUGGUUGGAGUAUGAGUUUAAAUGUAAACCCGGCAAUGUGACUCGAACACCGUGCCUUAUUUCACCGUAUCACUACCGACUCGACUGGCUCAUGUGGUUUGCUGCCUUUCAGAGUUAUCAACGGAAUAACUGGCUAGUGCACUUGGCUGGAAAACUGUUAGCAAAUGACGAGGCAACUGUUACACUUAUUGAGCACAACCCCUUCCGGGACAAGGACCCACCCGAAUAUAUAAGAGCGGAACAUUAUCGCUAUCGGUACACAAAAAUUGGGAGCAAAGAGGCCCAAAAUGGGGCAUGGUGGACCAGGACACGCAUUGGCAACUAUCUACCUCCAGUUUCGCUGGGGAGUUUGAAAGAAUACAUGACACAACAUGGAUGGGAUAUCCCACGAUUCAUGCGUAAGAAAUUUCGUGAGUACAAGAAAAACGAACAUAAACAAAAACAGUCUAAGCCUACUAUGUGAGAGAAGAAUGGGUUAUGAUAUAUGCAGGAUGAGGAGAAGAUGGAUAAAAACAUUCUUGAGACUUGGAAUUUGCAAUGAAAUAUACAUACAGUAAAUAUUUCAGGAACAUAGCUACAAAUACCUUCUUAUAACACACCUAAAUAGAUCCUUGUCAUUUGAUUGGUGGAUUUCAUAUCAUGUGACAUUGGUUAAUUUACUCCAUUUUGUCAUCAUUGAAACUUAGUUCCACUGUUUGUUUUGUUCCACCUGUACA
Molecule: messenger RNA, 2067 nt
Organism: Anneissia japonica
Lineage: Eukaryota; Metazoa; Echinodermata; Crinoidea; Comatulida; Comatulidae
Product: lipase maturation factor 1-like
Exons: 11
Coding region: 39-1814 (591 amino acids)
Biological process (GO): protein maturation
Cellular component (GO): endoplasmic reticulum membrane
Source: RefSeq, a predicted model, not a curated record